GGAAAGGGAAGAACGAUUGAGGAGGAGGUGAAGGGGUUGAGGAAGGGGAAGAACGAUUGAGGAGGGGGUGAAGGGGUUGAGGAAGGGGAAGAACGAUUGAGGAGGCGGGAGAACGGCCUGGGAGAGGAGCCCGCCCGCCCCCCUCGAUGCCCGCCUUCGUCGCAUGGUGCCUCUCAGCAGCUCAACUUUUCGACCUUUUCCAUUAAAAUCUUCCUGCUUCAGGACAGCGAGGUGGUGGUCAGGAGAGUGGGGCUGGUUGGGUGCUUCCCAGAGAGAUAUCCUUUCUGAGAGGGCUAACAGGGAGAUGGCUCACCCCGCAAGCCUCUCUGCAUCUUACAGACUUGAGUUUUGCUUCACGGGAGUGAUUGCAAAUAUUCAAAGAGCCGCUUGUUAAAUUAUUUUUGGGAUAGGAUCCACCAUGCUCCUGUCCCAUCAUGGACUACGUUUUGGUUUGGGGUCCAGUGAUGCUCUUUUUAAAUGGAGUUCAGAUACGUUUCUUCAGGUAGUGAAGAGGGAAGGGAAGGUAAAACAUUUUAGUGUAAGGAAAGGUACUUUUGUGAACUGUUCCUUAGAGGAAAGGAGAACAUUUCUUGUGUUGCCAUGUCUGAAGAUGCUUUAUUGGAAGAGGACAUUUGGGAGUACAAAUCCAUUAGGAAAGAAAAGCAUCAGACUAAUUCAGGGAGUGUCUCUACACCCACAAAGAAAGUAUGUGAUGGGAAGUGCAGGCCAAAAAGAAAGAGAAAUAGAAAAAAAAAAUCUGUAGAAAAAACUGAGGCGUUUCAGAAAGAAGAGCAGACAUUAAGGCCGAAUCAGAAUGGAGAUCAGUGUAAAGAUGACAUAAGCGUCCACUCCCAGGAAAGCGCAGGUAGCCUGACGGAACAGAGCUCACAAAAUGCAAAGCCUGUUCAGGAUGGAUACUGUCCGAGCUGCCAGAUGCCCUUCUCUUUGCUGUUGGUCCAGACACCUCGAUGGCAUGUUGCUGAAUGUUUGGAUUCUCCAGGAUCCAUUGAAAAAGAGUGCCCUGAUGGUUUACUUUGCACUUCUACCAUUCCAUCCCACUACAAGCGUUACAGCCAUUUUCUCCUUGCAGCAAGCAGGGCAGGAGAUUACCUUGUGAACUCCUCAGCAAACGCUUUGGAGGGGAAGAUGACGUGUUCUACUGCUGCAAAGCCCAGUUGUUCCUCAAGUCAUGUAGAGGAGGAAGUCUCAUGGGAUGAGAAACCAUCUAAUAAUGUAAAAAAUCUCCUGAAUGAUGACUCUACACUGAUGGCGCAGAGUUCACCGCAAAUGAAGUCUCUGAAUAUAAUCGGUGAAAGUACUUCCUCUUUUACAGAUGUUCAAGAGCCUCAAAAGACAUUUCAGCUUACACAGACCACAGAUAAUAGUUAUGAAUUUGAAUUUUAUGACUUUGCAUUCUCUCAAGAAAGUGAAACAGAACAAGAUCUGUGUAGUCAGAAAGAUAGAAAUCAGCCAAGUCUACUACAAUCAAAAGCAGACUUCAGUGACUGUGAAAUUUCUUAUUCUCCUCUGAGUACUGUUGAGGAAAGUGAAGAGGAAACUGAGGAAGAAGAGAAGAAAGUAAAAAUUUCACAAAAUAGGUUAUUGAAAGUCCAGAACCUUGAAGGUGAAGAAUCUGAUUCUGUGGCAUAUAAAACAUUUGAUGGACCUCUCUUACAGCAGAAGCCUCAGUAUAAGCAUAGUGAAAUAGGAAAUUUCAUAAUUAAAAAAAACUACUGUGAGAAAGUAAAUACAUUGGACCAUUUAAGUCAUAGCAUCAAAGCUGUUUCUCAGAGUCACAUGAACAGCAGGUUCUGUAACUCAACAGGUGUAGAUAAGCAGCAUCAGGAAGAGGUGCUAGCGGGUGGAUCCUCUUUUCCGUUUAAUUGUGAGGAAGUUAAAGAGUCAGAAUUGAUUUCCUCUGCUGCUAAAGUAGGUAACACAGAGUCAGAAGAUCUUGGUCGUUGUGCUUUGGAUUCUGCAUAUGUGAGUUUUACUGAUACAUCAUCACUGCUUGUCAGAGAAGCUGCUGGAUCUCUUUUGAGACAGAAAAGUAAAGUUUUGAGUGACCCGAGUGACAUUUUAACUAAUACAGACAAAACUACUGCCAAUGCAAUUCAAAAAACAACUUGUGAGGGGGAUUUGCAGUCAGUAGUGGAGAAAGCAGGAAAUCUUACUUCAGCUGCUGUGUGCUUUCACAGUCCCAUCUCUACAACAGUGUCAUCUCUUUCUUCAGCAAGUAUGAAUGCCAAAUUCAGUUCUGCCAAGGAACUCAAACAAAUGGACAUUGGUGUUUUCUUUGGGUUAAAACCCAAAGUAAAAGAGGAAAGCAAAGGACAGGCUCCUUUGAGUGAAGGAAAGCAGAUAACAAGUUCUUUAACUCCCAAUGGAAAGAGGCCCAGACAGCAAAAAAGGAAAGCUGAAGGGUCUGUGGAAGAUGUAGAUGCAGUUACAGAAAGUUUAAGUCAAAACGGAGCCGUUUCAGAUGUAAGUUCUGGUCACCAGCGAAGGUGGAGAAAAAAGUUUAAAGAAUCACCUACUACAGAUGAAGGAACAAGAAAGAAACACUGCCCUUUCUACAAGAAAAUACCAGGAACUGGUUUUACAGUUGAUGCCUUCCAGUAUGGAGAAAUUGAAGGCUGCACAGCUUAUUUCCUUACUCAUUUUCACUCUGAUCACUAUUGUGGGCUAACAAAAAACUUCACAUUUCCAAUCUACUGUAAUAAGAUAACUGGCAACCUGGUGAAGAGCAAACUUCGAGUCAAAGAGCAGUACAUCCACGUGCUGCCGAUGGACACAGAAUGUGUAGUGAAUGGGAUCAAGGUGCUGUUGCUCGAUGCCAAUCAUUGCCCAGGUGCAUCAAUGAUACUUUUCUGUCUGCCCAGUGGAGCUGUUAUUCUGCACACAGGAGACUUCAGGGCAGAUCCUUCCAUGGAGCGCUACCCUGCUUUAGUUGGUCAACAAGUCCAUACCCUUUACCUUGAUACCACAUACUGUAGUCCUGAAUACACUUUUCCCUCUCAACAAGAGGUUAUCCAGUUUGCUGUCAAUACUGCCUUUGAGACAGUGACCUUAAACCCACGUACUCUAGUUGUCUGUGGCACCUAUUCUAUUGGAAAAGAAAAAGUCUUUUUAGCAAUUGCUGAAGUUCUAGGCUCCAAAGCAAGUAUGUCCCGUGAUAAGUACAAAACACUGCAGUGCUUGGAGUCAACAGCUGUUAAUUCCCUCAUCAGUGUGGACUGGGGUGGUACUUUGCUUCAUGUUCUUCCUAUGAUGCAAAUUAAUUUUAAGGGCUUGCAAGAUCACUUGAAUAAGUUUUCUGAACAUUUUGAUCAAGUUCUGGCUUUCAGACCUACUGGGUGGACGUAUUCUGAUUCAUGCCUGUCUCUGGUGGACAUCAAACCCCAGACAAGAGGAAAGAUCACCAUAUAUGGGAUUCCUUACAGUGAACACAGCAGUUACCUGGAAAUGAAGCGUUUUGUUCAAUGGUUGAAGCCACAGAAGAUCAUCCCCACUGUCAAUGUUGGUGACUGGCGAGCUAGAAGCUUGAUGGAGAAGCAUUUUAGAGACUGGAUGAUUGAGGGCAGUAGGCAUAAAUAAAUGUAAGGAAGAAUGUGUAUUUCAAAGGAGGUAGGCUGGAAUGGGAUUUGGGAGUUGAUGUGAGUUUUAUUUAACUCCUUUUUCCAUGGAGCUUUCUUUAGGGAGGACUAAGCUGCCAUUCUCCUGAGAAACCUAAAUUUAAAAAAAAAAUAUAGGCACUUUACUUUCUCGUGUUCCUGCUACUUAUUUUUCCCAUAACUUAAUAACUUGUUUAAAAACUUGUAUUUUGGGUUAUUUUUAUCUUACUCCUUUUUCCUGCUUCUUAUUUUAACUCAGAUUAUGGAGAUGCCCAGAUUUAUAUUGCUGGGGGAAAACUGUCUCCAGGAUAACCAUAUCUGAAAAGAAGUUAUUGUAAUAAACAAGAUGAUAUUAAUCUGGUGAAACAUACUGUCAAUUCUGGCUUCAGAGAAGCUUUUUUUCUUGAGGCAGAACUGGCUAUUGUGAGUUAAAUCUUGCCAACAAAAUUUAUCUCGUAAAUGAGGGUUGGCUCAGGCUCUUGCACCACGCUUACUCUGGAAAAUGAUUGUUGUAAAAGACAUUGCUACCUAUGUUCAGCUCAAGAUUUUCUGGUUUUUAUUGUUUUUAAAUAAAGAACCUACAUGAAUCCUUUCUAAGUUAGAGCAAAAUGCAUUUCUUUUCAGUACUGUAGCGGCUAAUCUGAGAAACCGAUCAGUAAUGUCUUUGGUGAACGUUCUGUGUCUGUUGAUUGCGCAAGAUCGCGUCUGCGUGCUGGUAGUGCAAAUUCUCAGCACAUGGUCGAAGAACAGAAGUAGUUCCACUCCACGUAGCCUUCUACAAUGCAUUUUUAGGGUUGUGUAUGCUGGCUUGUUACUUGAACUCUGGAAAAACAAGAAAGGCAAAUAUUAGUACUGGCAGCAGUAAGGUAAGUUUUUCUUUGCAAUUUUUCCCCUCAAUCCUACCGGAUUAUCAGUGCUGCUUUUUCUGUAUCUGCUGGUUAUUUAUGACACUGAAGUAUGUGGUUGCAUGCA
This is a messenger RNA of Cuculus canorus (common cuckoo), 4586 nucleotides long. RefSeq names its product DNA cross-link repair 1A (gene DCLRE1A). Gene Ontology annotation, molecular function: 5'-3' DNA exonuclease activity; damaged DNA binding. Gene Ontology annotation, biological process: interstrand cross-link repair; double-strand break repair via nonhomologous end joining; protection from non-homologous end joining at telomere. The record is from RefSeq and is a predicted model, not a curated record. NCBI's taxonomy places the organism in Eukaryota, Metazoa, Chordata, Aves, Cuculiformes, Cuculidae.